CGCUCUCAAUUCUCUUCUUCUCUCAAUCUUACUCAUCUCCUCUCUCUCUCUCCAAUUUACCCGCCAAAAAGUUCCCUGAAUUUUUAUAUUUUAACCUCUCCAACUUUUUUAAAUUUCCAAAUUCCCCCCUUUCUAAUCUUUGUCUUUCCCCUCUCCUUCUUUCUCUCUCUCUCUCGCGGUCGGGUUCAGGUCUCUUCAGAGAAAGCGACGCCUUUUUUGUGGGUUAGUAUAACUUUUGAUGGAGGCGGAAGUGGCUGUGGAGCAAAACGCAGCGUUCGAGUCUUCUCCGGGGGUAGGCGAGAAGAGGGUGGUCGAAAACGGCGCUGUUUCCGUAUCUAAGAAGCAGCGAUGCGGUGGGGGAUUGAAGAGAGUGGCGGAGAUAGUGCUGGUGCUGUCGGCGAUGGGGAAGAUGAGGGGCGGAGGUAGGAAUCCGACGGCGGCGGAGACGGCUUUGAUGGCGGAGGCGCGUGAGUCGUUGGCGGAGAUGUGCGGAGAGAUGUCGCCGAAGGAUAUUGUCGGGGGGGAGGCGAUUGGGAAUGUGAUUGAAGAGUUGGGGCUGGCGAGAUUCAGUGAGCAGAGGUUAGGGUUUAAGGCUACAAGAAUGUCGAUUUCUGAGAAGAUUUCAUUUGCUAAAAAGAAGAUGGAAGAUCCCAAGAAACUUCUUGGACCUCUAGUUACAUAUUCAUCUCAGUCAUUGCAAACAAAUGUUGGUGGAUCAGCUGAAACCCGUGGGGCAUCGCAUACUGUUCGCAUUUUGCCAUCAGAUCGACCAAUUCAUGCAACGGUAUCUUCUGGAGGCUUCCCAGUUUCUUCGCCCCCUGCUUAUGUUACAGCAGCAGGUUCAACUCCCUUACCACAUCAGUUGUCCACCAGCGAUGUGAAAAUGUCGACAAUGUCCACUGGACUGCCAAGUGGUCAUCUAGGAAGGGACUCAUCUUCAUUUGCACAUCCCAGGGUUGAAAGACCACAAACCAAGUUGGAUGGAGGAUCAAAUGUGCCUUCUUAUGUCUCCCAAGUACCAGCUAAUUCUUCGGCAAACCAUCCACUUGUGAAUGCUCCAACUUGGUCUAUACAGGCUCAACCCGCAGCAUUAGGCAAAUCCGGACAAGAAAACAAGGGUUUAAAUCAUAAUCCAACCAAGAUUGAAGGAAGUGCUAGUUUGACUAUGCCACAGAUGGCUCCUCAAGCAGCAAGAGAUCAAAACUUUAGACCAUUCAUUACUCAAACUGCAACUGGAACUUUCCCAAGCAUGCACCAGCCGGUGCAAGGCAUGAACUUUGGACAAGCUCCUCCAUAUAUGAAUAAUCACAAUGAAAUAGCUCGAAUUGUUCAAAAGUUAUUACAACCAAGGCUUCCUGAGCAUCCUACUUGGACUCCUCCUUCUAGGGAGUACAUGAAUAAGGCUUUAACUUGCCAAAUGUGCAAACUUACCAUUAAUGAAGUGGAAACCGUGCUGCUUUGUGAUGCUUGCGAGAAAGGAUUUCACUUGAAAUGUUUGCAGUCAAACAAUCAGAAAGGAAUCCCUAGAGGUGAGUGGCACUGCACAAGGUGCUUGUCAUUUUGCAAUGGAAAGCCUUUGCCCCCUAAAUAUGGUCGUGUUAUGAGAAGUAUAAAUGCACCCAAAUUGACUUCUAGCACAGCUGAAGCUCAGUCAUCUCUAGAGAAAAAGGUGGGAAAUCAAGAUCCGAAGGUCAGUCCUAAGAAGGUAACAGCAAAUGGAAGCUCUGGUUUACAGACUCCUGCUGUGGCUGGUACAGUGGACAGCAACUCUGUCGAGUCAGCAUCCGAUUCUAAGAUUCCAAAAGGGACCUCUACGAAACCUUUGGAGGCUGUAUGUGAUUCUCUUUCUGUUGCCACAGUAAGUGAGAGACCUGAAGAGCAUUCUCAAAUGACUGAAUCAUCUACUCAUGAAGAUAUGAAAGAUCAUGCAUCAAUAUCACAGCCUCCUGAUACAUCAUCUAAUGCAAUCAGCAAUAAGGCUGAUCAUUCACAGCCUUCACACAUCUCACAAGAUGUCCAAACAUGGCAGCAAAACUGUGCUGAAGUUCCUUCGAAUAAUUGUCAUGAUGAAAGUUCUGGAGCAAAAGAUUUGGAGAAAGGCUGUUUGAAAGGAGAUAUUGACUGCAGCAGACGGGUUAAUCAAACCGAACAAGAUGCUUCACAAGCAAAUCCUGCUGGAAAUUCUGGAGCUAGUUAUGAGAUUUCAAGGCAUGCUGAGGUUUCUUCUGAUGGUUUGCAUGCUGUUGAAUGGACUAGUGAUGUACUUCAAGUUGCAGAUGGUAGAAAGUUUUAUCAGUCUUGUUGCAUUAAUGGCAUAACUUAUAAAGUGCAGGAUCAUGCUUUAGUUCAUUCUGGCCAGGACAAACUGAUACCGUCUAAGCUUCAGGCAAUGUGGGAGGAUGCUAAAACUGGGUCAAAGUGGGUGGUUGUGAAAAGGUGCUACUUUCCUAGCGACUUGCCAGAGGCUGUUGGACAUCCAUGUGCCCCUGAAAGCAGUGAAGUUUAUGAAUCUAAUAAUGAUAGCACUGUAAUGGCAACCUCAAUUCAAGGCCCAUGUGAAGUACUCCCUACUGCUAAAUUUAAGGACGAAAUUGAAAGGCGAAGUCAGUUAGGAAUUGAGGGAAAUGAAGGAUUAACAGCAAUAUUCUUGUGCAAAUGGCUCUAUGAUGAAUUCAAAGGAAGCUUUCAGCCUGUAUCAAGUUAAUAUAGUUAUGCAUCUGUUCAGUUAGCAUGACAUUACUUUUUGCUGUGGCAAAUAUUGUCUUCUUCUUGAUCAGGUAAACAUUGCAGUUGGGACCUGUGCACAUCUGAGGAUCAUCACUCAUGCCUUGUACCAUAUAUAGUCUUAGUGCUAGUUUUUCUUUCAUUUUUGGGCUAAAAGUCCUAGUGCUAGUUUUGUAUCAUAGCUUGAUUAACAAUUUAAAUUAAUAUCUUUCAAUGCAUUUCCAAAUUUUUUUAACCAUAUAGUGAAUCUGUUUCACCUUUAAA
Messenger RNA from Theobroma cacao (cacao), 2988 nucleotides. RefSeq lists its product as uncharacterized. The record is from RefSeq and is a predicted model, not a curated record. Gene Ontology annotation, molecular function: chromatin binding. Lineage: Eukaryota; Viridiplantae; Streptophyta; Magnoliopsida; Malvales; Malvaceae.